AUGCUGGGGGAGCCAUGCACCGGCCAGAAGGCCCAGGCGGCGGGCCGGCAGUCUGGCGCCUCGGCCAUGCAGGCUGUGCAGGCGGGGGGGUCCUUUGGCGCACACCGGGAGCAGCAGCAGCGCCUCAAGGCCCACCGCAAGAAGCGCGGCCACGUGUCGGCGGGCCAUGGCCGCAUCGGCAAGCACAGGAAGCACCCGGGCGGCCGCGGUAACGCCGGUGGCCAGCACCACCACAGGAUCAUGUUUGACAAGUACCAUCCCGGUUACUUCGGCAAGGUGGGCAUGCGGUACUUCAACUACAAGAAGAACAAGUACCACUGCCCCAUCAUCAACCUGGAUAAGGUGUGGACGCUGGUGGGCGAGGAGGCUCGCGUGGCUGCUGCCAAGGACACCGCCACCGCCCCCGUCAUCGACAUCACCAAGCACGGCUACUUCAAGCUGCUGGGCAAGGGCCAGCUGCCGCAGCAGCCCGUGGUGGUGCGCGCCAAGUUUGUGAGCAAGCUGGCGGAGAAGAAGAUCAAGGAGGUCGGCGGCGCGGUGCAGCUGGUGGCGUGA
Molecule: messenger RNA, 555 nt
Organism: Chlorella variabilis
Lineage: Eukaryota; Viridiplantae; Chlorophyta; Trebouxiophyceae; Chlorellales; Chlorellaceae
Exons: 5
Coding region: 1-555 (184 amino acids)
Biological process (GO): translation
Cellular component (GO): ribosome; cytosolic large ribosomal subunit
Molecular function (GO): structural constituent of ribosome
Source: RefSeq, a predicted model, not a curated record